Messenger RNA from Exaiptasia diaphana, 1542 nucleotides. RefSeq names its product oncoprotein-induced transcript 3 protein-like. Lineage: Eukaryota; Metazoa; Cnidaria; Anthozoa; Actiniaria; Aiptasiidae. The record is from RefSeq and is a predicted model, not a curated record. The coding region runs from base 276 to 974 and encodes 232 amino acids. The transcript is spliced from 4 exons.
CCUUAGCAGAGAAUGACCAUCUUGAUUAUAAUUUAAAGACAACCAAGAAAUGGAGGCACAUCGGUUAUACCUAUGAUAACAACACUGGAAAUCAACGACUGUAUGUUGAUGGGACUAAAGUUCGUGAAAGCUUCAUAGCUAAACAGGAGAUUGCCACAGAUUACAAGGUUAGGAUUGGAGGAGCCAAAGUGGGUGAUUCUAGGUACUUCAAAGGACGUAUUUCAUGUGUUCAAUUCUACGAUAAGGCAUUGACACCAAAGCAAGUAUUGGCCAUCAUGAGUAGAUGUCAGGAAAGAAAUGAGGUUUAUUCUGCAUGUUUGCAAAACACAUUACGUGAAGACCACUCAAGGUCAGUGGAAUACGAUGUAGGCAGCGGUCAUCCUUCUGAUAGAGAAACCUUCAUCAGAAGACGAUGGUAUCGAAUACAGAACAAAAAAGCGGCACGAAUAGUCACUUCUUGUCCGGCCCCAGGUUCAUGCGGUGCUAAAGCCCCAGGAUGGCUAAAUGGCCAGUAUCCAUCCCUAGAAGCUGGGAUUAAAGAGAUGGAAAUUUGUUAUAACACUGGAGCAGAUUGCUGUGGGAGAAAUGCCACUGUUUAUGUAAGACAGUGCUAUGGAUAUCCUGUUUUUAUGUUCGACAACGUACCGGAGAAAAGUCUUGGUAAUCGCGUUUGCAUAGAACUAGAUGCAGAAAUAAUAUACCCAGAGGCAAUGUUUCAGUCAACCCAUGGCCAAUGCUUAUCGAAUCACGUGAUGCAUUCUGAAAACAACAUGGCGGACGUCUUUAUCUGUAUUCAGCACUGCCUUCAUUCUGGAGAAAAAUGCAAAUCUAUAAAUUUCAUGGACAACAAUGGCACUUGUCACCUCAACAACGCGAGCGAGGCUGAUUACCCGAAGCAUAAGAUCGUGGAGGCUUAUUGCACAUAUUUUCAAAGAAUAGCUGUCGCAUCUGCGGAAGUCAAAGUUUCUAAUUAACUUCUUCACUAUACACUGAACUGAAUUGAUCAAUUACGAAAAAAACAUAGAGUUUGAUGCCCAAGAUGCCCUCAAUGUUUAAAUAAACUAAAUUAGGAUUAUUUCAGGGGUUAUUGGCAGAUUCGGCUAUUACUAGUGCUGUUUUUCAUAAGAAAUAAGAUCUAUGUCUAAUAAUUCGACAGGAGAUAUGUGCGCAUACGGUUCCUUUUCAGUCUGUACGUAGUUUGUUUAACAAUAGAGUAAUUUACUUUAUUAUAUAGAUGAUUUCUAACGCGCGCUCUGAUUAGCCAAAAAAGAGAGUAUAAACCACGAUUGUGCGCGAGGGAUUUUUGAAAAAGGCAACAAAAUGGAUUUUUGCUUAAGUUUUUCUCAAAAUCUACAUAAUAAAACAAAUAAAUAAGUCUCAGCCUGUGAUUAAUACUCUAAUAAACACGCACGCUUGUUAUUUGAAACACACGAGAAAAUGUCAAAGAAGCACGAGCUGAAAGCGAGCCUUAUUUAUUUGUUAAGUGUACUUGUCUUUUGGACCUUCAAUCUUGAAUAUAAAGGUAUAAUAAAACCUUUAAAA